Odobenus rosmarus divergens (Pacific walrus) is the source of this 999-nucleotide messenger RNA. RefSeq names its product mitochondrial ribosomal protein L17 (gene MRPL17). Gene Ontology annotation, cellular component: ribosome; mitochondrial large ribosomal subunit. The transcript is spliced from 3 exons. Lineage: Eukaryota; Metazoa; Chordata; Mammalia; Carnivora; Odobenidae. Gene Ontology annotation, biological process: translation. The record is from RefSeq and is a predicted model, not a curated record. The coding region runs from base 76 to 678 and encodes 200 amino acids. Gene Ontology annotation, molecular function: structural constituent of ribosome.
CUCCCCCAGGUUGCCAACGAGGCAGGCUCUGAUACUCAUGCGCAAACACGUCCACCACGCACCUAGGUAAGGCGCAUGCGUCCUCCCAAAGCCGUCUCCUCGGCGUCUCCCUUCGAGUUUCCAGUUCCGGCCUCACAGGGGCGGAGAGAAGUUGGAAAUAUGCGGCUGUCCGUCGCCGCCGCCAUCUCCCAUGGCCGUGUAUUCCGCCGUCUGGGCCUUGGUCCGGAGUCCCGCAUCCACCUGUUGCGGAACUUGCUUACCGGCCUGGUGCGACACGAACGCAUCGAGGCGUCAUGGGCGCGCGUGGACGAAAUGAGGGGCUAUGCCGAGAAGCUCAUCGACUAUGGGAAGCUGGGAGACACCAACGAACAAGCCAUGCGCAUGGCUGACUUCUGGCUUACGGAGAAAGACUUGAUCCCAAAAUUGUUUCAAGUACUGGCCCCUCGGUACCAAGGUCAGAAUGGGGGCUACACAAGAAUGCUGCAGAUCCCAAAUCGGAGUAAGCAGGAUCGGGCCAAGAUGGCAGUGAUCGAGUAUAAAGGGAACUGCCUCCCACCCCUGCCCCUGCCUCGCAGAGACAGCAACCUUACACUUCUAAACCAGCUGCUUCAAGGGUUGCGGCAGGACCAGAAAGCAAACAUCCACAGCUCCCACACAGCUGAAACACCAGGGAUUUAACUGGAGCCAGAGGGUGUGUGGCACAAUCAUCAAUGCCCGUGAUCACAGGCCUUUGGAGCUCUUUUAAUCUCUAAGAAGAACUGGAGCUAGAGUUGUUAAUGGACAGUUUUAAUGGAGACAAGAAGCUUCUGGGGAGCCAGAUAAUCAUCUUUUUGCAGUAGAUAAAAUUCUUUGUAUGAAUAUAUGUAUGUAUAUGGGUUUGUUUUUUUUCUGCCCUUGGGAUUUCUGGAGAAUGAGAACUAUCCAAAUGUUCAGUCUCCGUGGGUUAGUAAAUUCAUCUGCUUAUGUUUCUGGCUCUUAUUCUGGGUUGUGUUUGGUUAG